Molecule: messenger RNA, 645 nt
Organism: Lichtheimia ornata
Lineage: Eukaryota; Fungi; Mucoromycota; Mucoromycetes; Mucorales; Lichtheimiaceae
Exons: 5
Coding region: 1-645 (214 amino acids)
Biological process (GO): transcription by RNA polymerase III
Cellular component (GO): RNA polymerase III complex
Source: RefSeq, a predicted model, not a curated record
AUGUCGCGAGGUCGUGGUGGUUUCCGUGGAGGAGGCGGUGGUGCUCAAAGUGGUGCCAUGCAGCUCGUCUCAUUCGACAUGCUCAAAGAUCUGGGCUCCAUGUUCAACGUCAACACUGCUUUAUUUCCUGAAAUGGACGUCCCAAUGCCUCGCAAACCAAACUCGACAGAAAGCGCUCGAUGGGAACUACGCGAUGAGUCGAUCAGUAUGAUUCACGACACAGCCUUUUACCAAGUGCCACCACCCCCACCGCCAGACAUUGAACGGUACUCUGACAGAUAUAAGCCAAAGCCCAUAAAACGGACGCUGCGUGAUUUGGAUGCUGAUCUCGAUGCAUUCCCUGAAGAACUACAAAGCAUCAUUGAUCCCAGGUUAAGCAAAAGAAAACGACAAGCUCGAGAUGCUGCAGCAGAUGGUUUACGGGAUAUCGAUGCGCUACUUGCAAUGGGAGAAGAGGAUGGCAAAGGAGGUGACGAAGACGAUGAAGAAAAGAAGGAAGGUGAUGACAAUGCCGAGGAACAAUUCGAAGACGAUUACGAGGAGGAGGAAGAAUUGGUGGAUGACAACGAUUAUGCACAAAACUACUUUGACAACGGCGAAGGAGACGAUAUCGAUGAUGAUGAUGAUGGUGGCGAUUAUUAUUAA